Molecule: messenger RNA, 3940 nt
Organism: Oncorhynchus kisutch (coho salmon)
Lineage: Eukaryota; Metazoa; Chordata; Actinopteri; Salmoniformes; Salmonidae
Gene: sppl3
Product: signal peptide peptidase 3
Exons: 11
Coding region: 545-1714 (389 amino acids)
Biological process (GO): membrane protein proteolysis
Cellular component (GO): lumenal side of endoplasmic reticulum membrane; Golgi-associated vesicle membrane; cytoplasmic side of endoplasmic reticulum membrane
Molecular function (GO): aspartic endopeptidase activity, intramembrane cleaving
Source: RefSeq, a predicted model, not a curated record
ACUGUUGUGGCUAGUCUUUAUUGUGGUUAGCUUCACACAGGUACUUGUGUAAACCUCUCUUGCAAGGGCGAUAUUGCGCGUGCCCGUGACUCUCUCGCCAUAGAAAAUAAAGCUAUCUGCGCGGCUUCCAUUACAGCCGAGGGUGCAGACUUAAGGAAUAUCUGAAUAUAGACGCAAGAAAACACCCCUGAAUAUGGAUUUACAGCGAGUAUAGGAUCCGUUGAGACUCGGGCCUGCUUGGGGGCAGUGAGACGGCAGGACACUCGCAAAACUGAUGAAAUAUAGAGUUUUUUUUCUCGGCGUGCUUUGUCUUGGCCACCUAGCAAACCAUCAUUGUAAUUCGAUUGGAAGCUAUUCGGCUGGUGUUUGCUAGCAGGUCUGGGGGCUGGUAUACAUCGCCAUGUUGUUAUCAAAUAGUGACUGUUAAAAAGACCCAUCUUGAAGUAAAGGCGGCAAUUGUGUCCACCAGGUCCUACCGUUUUGCCACAGGGACACGAAUCUCUACAGUCGCGGAACCCACCACUACACUGUUGUCGUCGGCGACAUGGCGGAACAAGGCUACUCUUCUUGGGCAUACUCCCUGGUCGACUCCAGCCAGGUGUCCACCUUCCUCAUCUCCAUCCUCCUCAUAGUCUAUGGCAGCUUCAGAUCAUUAAACAUGGACUGUGAGAACCAGGAAAAAGAUAAGGAUGGUAACCCUGUCCCGAAUGGGACCUUCAACAAUGGCAACACAAACAACAGUGAGUCUCACAUAUUUGGUAUUCAGACCAUAGACUCCACACAGGCUCUGUUCCUGCCCAUAGGAGCCUCCGUGUCUCUGCUCGUCAUGUUCUUCUUCUUCGACUCUGUCCAGGUGGUCUUCACCAUUUGCACCGCAGUUCUUGCGACAAUUGCGUUUGCGUUCCUCCUGUUGCCAAUGUGCCAGUACUUGACCAGGCCCUGCUCACCACAAAACAAUAGGAUCUCGUUUGGUUGCUGUGGGCGCUUCACUCUGGCUGAGCUCCUCUCCUUCUCCCUCUCUGUAAUGCUGGUGCUGAUCUGGGUGCUCACUGGACACUGGCUGCUCAUGGACGCUCUGGCCAUGGGGCUGUGUGUGGCCAUGAUAGCCUUUGUACGGCUACCCAGUCUGAAGGUGUCUUGCCUGCUGCUAUCAGGGCUGCUUAUCUAUGACGUGUUCUGGGUGUUCUUCUCGGCCUACAUCUUCAACAGCAACGUGAUGGUGAAGGUGGCCACCCAGCCGGCUGACAACCCCUUAGACGUGCUAUCCAGGAAGCUCCACCUGGGCCCUGGGAUGGGCCGCGACGUACCCCGAUUGUCCCUGCCGGGCAAACUGGUCUUCCCCAGUUCCACAGGCAGUCACUUCUCCAUGCUGGGGAUCGGGGACAUAGUGAUGCCGGGGCUGCUGCUGUGCUUCGUGCUGCGCUACGACAACUACAAGAAGCAGGCCAGCGGGGAGGCGGGGGGGCCAGGCACGCCCGGACGCAUGGGGCGCGUCUCCUACUUCCACUGCACUCUCAUAGGAUACUUUGUGGGCCUGCUGACUGCCACUGUGGCCUCCAGAAUCCACCGUGCGGCUCAGCCUGCCCUGCUCUACCUGGUACCCUUCACCUUGCUGCCUCUGCUCACCAUGGCCUACCUGAAGGGAGACUUGCGGCGCAUGUGGUCAGAGCCUUUCCACACCAAGGCCAGCAGCUCCCGCUUCCUGGAGGUAUGAUGCACCCUGGGAACACAGCCAGCGUGGGGAGGACCGUGAGAGAAGAGGGAGAGUGUGCACUGAAGAGAGGCCUCGUCCUCAUCACUCGUUCAUUCUUUCCACCCAUCCUCUGAGCAGCAGACCUCUCAUAUGGACACCAGUGUGUGGACCUCAUUGCCAGACGACUCCCCUUUGCUUCCUUUUUCUUCUCAUUCUUAGUCUCCCUCCUCCUCUCUCACUUCCUUCUCUUUCCUUCCCUCUCUAUAUUCCCUCCUUUUCUAUCCUUUCCUUAUUUUCCAUCCCCCCCUCCCUUCCCAUGACCCAUUCCAUUUUGCUAGGCCUCUCACGCUCUCCUUUUGCUCUUGGUCUCUCUCUCUGACUUACUGCCGUACCGCCCCUCCAUCCCUUCCCAUUUAUGUAUCUGACUGACUCUGCCGGACUCCAAGGCCAGGUCUCCCCUUAUAUGGAUUACUGGUUGUGGGACGUGACUGGGUCUUCGUCAUUACAAAUCUUGUAAUUAUUAUUCUGGAAUGAUUUGGUAUGAACCACAGAGAGUAGGCAGAGCUGCUGCUGCCACUACGCAGGACAAUGACAUCAGUGCACAGGACCAGCAGCUGAUGGGGGAGAAAGAGAAGGAAUGGUUCAUCAGUCUCCCUCCCUCUGUCUCUGCCACCCAUCUCCCCCCCUGUCCCCUGAACACUUCUCUUUCCUCUACACCCUCAACCUUCCUCCCCCUCUAACAAUCUCCCACCUUCUAUCAUUCGCUGCCCCAUCACAGAAACAUGUAUUUUAUUUAGAAAAUAUUUUAUUCUUGGCAUAUACAGAAAUGAUGCAUUAUAAAUUGUGAAUGUGUCCCUGCUAUUGAUGGGGAUGCAUCUCUCUUUGUAAAUAUGUGUACACACACAUUUGGGUGUCAUGUUGUUUGGGUGUGUGAGUGAGAGCAUAGAAUGAGAGAUUGUGUUAUUACAUUAUGAAAAAUUGAAUAAUGUUUUAGAUCCAGCACAGGUACAAUGACUCGACUUGUGGAGUGACAAAUCUCUGACUUGGAUCACAGCUUUGUUCUGGAAGGAUAGUCAUACUAGGGGAGGUUUCCUUGUGUACACAUUUCUUCUUACGAGUAAAUGAAUGGACCAUGGGAAACCCCUAGAUAACCCUUGACAUGUCAUGGCUGUACCUGGAGGUGUGUGUGUGUGUGUGUGUGUGUGCGAUCAUAGAGCAUUACCUCCAUAAUGUCUAAUGGACCUUGAGAGAGAAUCUCUACGCCCCUGAGGGAUUCGGAUUAAUAAAGGAUUGUAAUCAAUGGACCCUGAGAUGUUCAAACUAACCCAUAGCUAGUUUUUACUGUCAAAGGUUUAGUAUUCCUCCCACGGUUUGAGGUGCUUGUCAGUUAGAUCAUAGCUUCAACGAUAUUGGAAUUAAAGUAUGUAUGUGUGUGAGCGAGAAAAUCAGAGGGAGAGCGAGACUUGAAUGGAACAUGCAGUUUGUCUUGGGUUUUCUUUACCUGUUUAUUUUGUAUUUUUAUGUUGGUUCUCUGGCCUUGCAUGUCAAGUGUACAGUGUGUGUCAUUCCUCAGACUGCAUCAACAGCGCAAACUCUAUGCUGGCCAAAACCAAGGCACUGAGCUUUGCCAGCAAGGCUGCACAGAGGAAAGUUACAUGGACAAAGGCCAGGUGUCUGGAGGACUCUGAACAGUUCUGACCCAACAGGCUAGCUGGCAGAUCUGAGACUCGUUUAGCCCUGACUUCACGCUGGCUGAUCAUUACCUGGACAUUAUCUGGCUGUGGGACAGACAAACGUCAGACGGCCUAAACAUCAUGGACUUCAUGUAACUACAAAAAAAUAAACUCCCCUCUGCCUCUUUAUGGACUUGGCAAAGAAAAUAAAAUAAAAAAACAAUGCCGAUCAUGGUGAUAAAUAAUUGAAGAAAAAUUUGAUGUUUUCAUUUUUUAUGGAAGAUCUUUCUUUUUAUCCCCUUUGUAUUUUUCUUUUUUUUCUUAGUGCUGUAGGUUUAGUUCCAUUUUCUACCUUUCUUUCCUCUCCUCCCUUGCAGCAGCGGGCUCUAGCUCUUUGGUGCAUUGACAUUACAGCUGAAUGGAUUCUGUAUACAAGAAGUUGAAUAAAGUAAGAACUGUUUAGUGAAACAUGGACCUUGAGCUGAAUCUAAAAUAUUUUGUCUUCUUAAUCCCCCUCCCUGUUCCUCUCCCCCUUGUCAGGAUUCUGCUGUAAAUAAACAUGACUCUAACUGUA